GCAGGGAUUCUAGGAUCUCUGCUCCAAAGUGUUACUCUGAUAAUUUCUUCAACAACCAGCCAUGGCCGAAUCGUCUACGCUCACGGACGGUGGGAAAGGACAAGCUGACGUAGUUCUAGAGGAUUUUGCCACUCGGAUGGUGGAAGUCCUGAAUAGCUGCCAGAAGUCUACACCGAGCAUGGAUUCGUCUUCGGCUCAGAUCGGCAUCAAGUUGGAUGAUACCAACUAUGCCUUAUGGUCCCAAAUUGUCGAGAUGUAUAUCUCAGGGAAGGACAAAUUGGGGUAUAUUAAUGGUGAACUCCCUCAGCCGUCACCAACAGAUCCAGCGUAUCGACGGUGGCGAACUGAAGACUCUAUCGUGAAAGGGUGGUUGAUAAAUAAUAUGGCUCCAUCCUUGAUCGGUACCUUCGUUCGUUUUCCCACAGCAAAAGCGGUAUGGGAUGCUAUUGCUACCACAUACUUUGAUGGAACCGAUACAUCCCAACUGUAUGAUCUGAGGCGGAAGGUGACUAGACUGAGACAAGCUGGUAGGCUGAUCGAAAAGUACUACAACGAUUUGCAAGGUUUGUGGAGGGAGAUUGAUUUUCGUCGGCCGAACCCGAUGGAAUGUGCUGCCGAUAUCAGCAGGUAUAAUUCUCUCAUACAGGAAGAGAGAGUCUACACUUUCCUCGAUGGGUUAGAUGACCGACUGGACCAGAUUCGCAGUGAUGUUCUGCGGAUGAAACCAUUUCCAACAGUAGAAGAGGCAUAUGCCUAUGUCCGACGAGAAGACAGCAGACAAUCGGUGAUGAUGACAGGGGGAGACCACUCAAUCGGCUCUGUCAUGGCUUCCAAGGGAAGGAAGAAUGAGCCGAUUUUAGUACCCCGAGCCGAGAUGCCAACUGAGGAAGUUAAUUGUGCCCACUGCAAUAAGAAAGGGCACACACAAGAUACGUGCUUCAAGCUGCACGGAUAUCCAACAUGGUGGAAAGAGCGCAAAGGGCGAAAUUGGCAAGCUGAUCGACUGAAUGUUGCUGGUCAGAACGGAAAGGUGGCCGUUGCAGUUGCUGAUAUCAAUAUUGCCCAGGUGCACUCUACGUCUUCUACCAAUCAGCAUCAAGGAAAUUCUCACAAAGGAGAUAAUCGGUCGUGGUACUAGGAGGGGGGAUCUAUAUUACAUUGAUGAUUUCAGUAUCGGUAGAGCCAAUCAGACAAGGAGUACCGAUAACACCAAAGAACGAGAGAUUCGACUGUGGCAUCAGCGACUAGGACAUCCUUCUUUUGGGUAUAUGAAGCACCUUUUUCCAGCACUUUUUUCGAGUAUCAAAACUGCCGAUUUAAAAUGUGAGACCUGUGUAUUAGCCAAAAGUCAUAGGGCCUCAUAUCCUGUCAGUUUGAAUAAGUCGAAUACACCUUUUGCUUUAGUACAUUCUGAUGUUUGGGGACCAUCCCCGAUCACUUCAUCUACUG
Molecule: messenger RNA, 1449 nt
Organism: Coffea eugenioides
Lineage: Eukaryota; Viridiplantae; Streptophyta; Magnoliopsida; Gentianales; Rubiaceae
Exons: 2
Coding region: 62-1138 (358 amino acids)
Source: RefSeq, a predicted model, not a curated record